Molecule: messenger RNA, 1572 nt
Organism: Dermacentor albipictus
Lineage: Eukaryota; Metazoa; Arthropoda; Arachnida; Ixodida; Ixodidae
Product: gastrula zinc finger protein XlCGF7.1-like
Biological process (GO): regulation of gene expression
Cellular component (GO): nucleus
Source: RefSeq, a predicted model, not a curated record
GCCUAGGCACCUGUCCACAAUUAUCAGUGUCGAUCUGUGGGCGUAUGGUCACCGUGCCAGCCAGCGCAUGGCUGACUAUUUGCAGCGACGUAGGUGGCCCGGAUGUCGACGAGGGGCGUAUAAUUUGCCAUGCACCGACGUUGCCGAGUGCUCUUCGGCAUUUGUCAGCGAAGGAAGCUCCGAGCAACAUGGCAUCCACAGCGCAGCUCGGCUUCACGCAGGCACUAUCACUUCGCAAUCGCCCCUCGGAACAAUGUUGUCAACUCUGCGUCGCUCGCCAUUCGCCUUCAAAAAUGGGGGCUGGGACCAUCGGAACCGAAGAAAAGACGCGAGCGCGGUGGCCAAGCGAGCAGUCCGCACAUUUCUCUCGACAGCUUCGUGUCCAGCACCCCGAGGAAGGCUUCACGAGCAGGAGGUUCCACCCGCAGAGUUGGCCGCCAAGAGCAGGUCUCCCUUGCUGCAUCCAGGAUCUCGGCGUUACUUCGCACUCUCACUAAAUACACGGACGGCAUCCACUCGUCCAUUCCGUGGUCAUCUGGAUUAGAACGCAGUGAGCCCGCCCUCGCACACGUCACAACUCGGCUGUUCCUGCCUUGUAGCGUGAAGUUGCCCGUUCACGCUGCGCAACACCAUGUCGUAUGAGCAAGUGCCCUGUCCUUGCAACCAACUGGAAAGCCAGGACCGCCAGUGGACGCCGUCUUCGCCGUGUAACAUUGAAGACUGCGACUACAGCAGCCCCAGGAAAUUCAACAUGGAGCGGCACAGGUACAACCUCCACGCCUGCUUGAAACACCCUCCCCCGGGCAUGCCGGCGAGAGGAGAGAAGGUUUGCUGUGGCGAGUCGUUCUUGACGCUUCACCGGUACACUCGUCACCGCGAACUCAAGCAUGGCGACGGACACCUGUGCCGACUAUGUGGACGCCUCUUCCCCAGGCAGUCGCACCUCGAGCGGCACAUGCUCGUCCACACCCGAGAGAAGACAUACGGGUGUGGUCUAUGCGGCUACGCCACGCCGUCGCCUUCGAACCUUGAGCGCCACGUGGGCACGGCAAAGUGUCGUCGGGACGCCAGGCGGAUCGCCGCGGGUCUCGCCGAGCGACCCCAGCCGGAAGGCCUGGUGGCGAUCAUACCGGACGUCGCGACCAUGCUUGCCGUGCGUGGCUUGCUAGAGCUCGGACGCGGCGUAAGGAUCUUUGGGCGGGGCCGUUGCGCCCGUCAGCGGGCACAAGGUGUGAAAAAAAGGAAGGUGUAGAGCGUUCUUCUGAAACCCGGUGCACGUGCUUCGUGACAAGUUGUCCCGUUGUUCUUCUUUGAUCAGGGCUGCCAUUACGGACCACGUAUUCGGCUUCGACAAACAAAAUAUGCUCUUCGGUAAAUCAAGCAUUGGUGAAAUGUCCAGACUGGCUUCAGGACAACAUUAAUUUGGGCUAAAUGGUGCAUACAUGAAUUACGAAGGAACAGCGCCAACUAAGAUGAUCACGAGAGGGAGAGCGACACAGGGCUGUCCUCAUUCCUGUGUAGUUCUCACUCUCGUGAACGUCUUAGUUGGCGCUGUUCCUUCCUAAUUCAAGC